This is a messenger RNA of Serpula lacrymans var. lacrymans S7.9, 1883 nucleotides long. RefSeq lists its product as uncharacterized. NCBI's taxonomy places the organism in Eukaryota, Fungi, Basidiomycota, Agaricomycetes, Boletales, Serpulaceae. The record is from RefSeq and is a predicted model, not a curated record. The coding region runs from base 502 to 1578 and encodes 358 amino acids. The transcript is spliced from 5 exons.
GAUUCGAAGGCUGGGAUCGAUCCAUCGCGGAACAAUCACUACUUCUUGAUCCCAAACUGGGGCCUUUACAAGGUCGUUGACUUACUCUGUCGUCGCCAAUCUAUUCGGGGUCGUGUCACACAUGUUUAUCAUCUGAGAAAGGUCGAUGAUGCGAAAAAGAUAUUGGAUGAUCCACUCAGCAAUGUCAUAGACCUUACGAUAGAUACUUCCACUGCUCGAUAUCCCACCUCCACCUCACGCCCGCGCACUGAAGGCAUCGCACCUUCUUCUAAUCGAACCUCUACCGCCUCAAGUAUUGGGAAACGAUCACGCAAACAUGUCGUUGAAACUGGAAGCAGCAAGCGCCACAAGUCAGGCUCUGAUCACCCAGCAAACAAGCAAUAUCAAGGCUCCGAGAAGCUUGAAUGGCAAGGAAUUGAUCGCAACGAUGAAUCCCCCCUUUUCCCAACUUACCAGCCUUCGCCCAUCCCCGAACUCGACCUCUGUCCUCCGCCACCUUCCAUGAUCCUGAAAGAUUCAUGGCCUUUGGACGGCCAUGACGAGGUUGAAGUUUUUCGUUUCACUCAAGGAGAGAUGGGAAUACCUGAAGUUUACGCCCAGUACACAGUUGAACAUGGUAAAAAGGGGGCGUGGGUUGAGGAGGAGAUUAGAAAAAUAUUUCUUCUGGAAGAGAUAGAAUUCAUAUACCAGGGGUCAAAAGAUACACAAUCGAAGGGACCCAACAGUCAGGCGGAGAAGGAAACACAAUCUAAGAUGGAAAAUCAGGAGGAAGACGUGAAGAUGGAAAACAGAGUACAUAAGCGAUUGAUAUUGAAAACGGAGUGCUGUAAGUUCCGGACGGCUGCGGGGCCGUACCAAUUCUUAGAAGGCAUGCUCCAUGGAAUGAUGGGUCACUAUAAUAUGUAUAAGGAUGGAUGGCUGCACCGCGAUGUCAGCGAUGGUAACGUUCUAUUGUUACCAGAGCCCAAAAUACGAAAGCCUCUGACACGGUUCGAAUGCACCAAGAACUUGACAAAGUGCGUGGGCGUGAUCUCUGACGGCGACCAGGCAAUCAGAUGGCGAGAGCUAGAUCGUGAGCUUGGGAAACAUCGUUCGGGAACACUCCCUUACAUUUCUAGGCGAGUGCUGAACGCGUGGAAUAAAAAUCAACCCGUGCUUCAUACAUUUGCGGAUGACUUGGAAUCUUUCUUCUGGGUGAUAUUAUGCGUGUUGUUGAGCAUUGGCCACGAACGCAAAAGUUUAACGGAGGACGAGAGGUUGUGGCUUUUUGAAAUACUCGCUGCAGACGAUCCUGGCUCUAGCGACAAGACUAAAAGAUGGGCGCUAUCGAUGCUGGAAGAAUCACUCCCGUAUAACGAUUUUUCCCCUAUUGUGAUGGUUUUCGUGCCCUUUUUCACGGAAAUCAUACCGCUCAUGAAAGAGUCUACGGCGACUGUUCAAAGGCUCAAUUCAGACAACUUGGUUGAAUCUCUAACGACACUCGGAGACAAAUAUUAUGAGUUGUGGUUCAAAGCUUUCCUACGUGCACUGCCGUCAUUGCCCAAGACCUGGGACGAAGUUUUGAAAACCACAAUUUGAUCAUGGAGACGCUUUAACGCUUGACCAUACAUAUCUCGUCACUGUUCUCCCAACCGUCAUCCCUGGACUAUCCUAUACAUAUCAAUAUAUUUAUUAUUUGUCCUAUAGUGACAAGAUUUGAACCAUGAUCAAAUCAAAUCGAUACAACAGUAUUCCCAGCUCACUUCCUUAGCCUAUAUUAUAUCCGCUUGCCUUAAGAGUUCUCCUCAACCCCGGGCUCUUGUUUAGAUUCAGGCCCCGAAAUUAUAUCUUCCCCUUCCCUCCUCCCUUCGAUUUCAUCCUUGUCUCCACCCUCCUCAGCAUCG